Molecule: messenger RNA, 5837 nt
Organism: Nicotiana attenuata
Lineage: Eukaryota; Viridiplantae; Streptophyta; Magnoliopsida; Solanales; Solanaceae
Product: lysine-specific demethylase 5B
Exons: 25
Coding region: 277-5781 (1834 amino acids)
Biological process (GO): chromatin remodeling
Cellular component (GO): nucleus
Molecular function (GO): DNA binding; histone demethylase activity
Source: RefSeq, a predicted model, not a curated record
GAACUGACCUUAAAAAAAAAGGGAAGAAAAAAAGGAAAAAGAAAAAGAAAAAGAAAAAGAAAAAAGCUAAAAGAAGACUAACGAGAAACACCGUUUUUUUACAACUAAAAACCAAAUAAGAGAUAUCUAAACACAAAAAACACACACAUGUUUGCAGACAUAUAUUGAGGGACAAGAAUCUAUCAACCCUUGGUUUUUAUGUGCUUUAUUAUUCCACAAAGAUUUUGUAAUUGGGUAUUGAUUAUUUUGGUGAUAUAGUUAGUAGUUGCAUUAAUAAUGGGGAGAGGGAGGCCUAGGGCUGUAGAAUUAGGGCAAAAUACAAGUGCAUCCCCAAUUGGGUUAUUGAAUAUACCACCUGGGCCAGUGUAUUAUCCAACUGAGGAAGAAUUUAAGGACCCUUUAGAGUUUAUUUACAAGAUCAGGCCAGAGGCUGAGAAAUAUGGCAUUUGCAAAAUUAUCCCACCAAAGAGUUGGAAACCCCCUUUUGCAUUGGAUUUGAAUGCCUUCACAUUUCCGACGAAAACGCAAGCGAUUCAUCAGUUACAGGCUCGGUGCGCGUCUUGUGAUCCGAAGACCUUUGAAUUAGAGUACUAUAGGUUCCUAGAGGAGCAUUGUGGGAAGAAGGCCGCGAAGAAACGUGUUGUGUUUGAGGGGGAGGAGCUUAAUUUGUGUAAGUUGUUUAAUUCCGUCAAGCGGCUUGGAGGGUAUGAUAAAGUGGCGAAGGAAAAGAAGUGGGGCGAGGUUUUUAGGUUCGUACGGCCUGCUGGGAAGAUUUCGGAGUGCGCCAAGCAUGUGUUAUGUCAGUUGUACCUGGAACAUUUGUGUGAUUAUGAAGAGUACUAUAAUAAGUUAAAUAAGAUGAGAAAUAAAAGUUACAGGAGAGGAAAUGGAAGUGAGAGAAAAAGGGAGUCAGACUCCCAAUUCUCAAGUUCUAAGAGAAGGAGAAAGAAUAGUGAGUGUGAUCUAACUGAAACGUGUAAGACGAAGGAGGAAGAACACGACCAAAUAUGCGAACAAUGCAAAAGUGGAUUGCACGGGGAGGUGAUGCUUCUCUGUGAUCGGUGCAAUAAAGGGUGGCAUAUUUACUGUUUAUCACCACCUCUGAAACAAAUUCCACCUGGGAACUGGUAUUGCUUGCAAUGCUUGAAUUCUGAAAAGGAUUGCUUCGGUUUUGCACCUGGUAGAGACUUAACAUUGGACGCAUUUAGGCGCACUGCUGAUCGUGCCAGGAAAAAAUGGUUUGGCUCCGCAUCUAUUACAAAAGUGGAAUUAGAAAAGAAGUUCUGGGAAAUUGUGGAGGGAUCAGCUGGGGAGGUUGAAGUGAAGUAUGGCAGUGACUUGGAUACUUCCAUCUAUGGUAGUGGAUUUCCACGUGUAACCGACGAAAAACUAUCAUCAGUUGAACAAGGUACAUGGGAUGAAUAUAGUGCUAGCCCAUGGAAUCUCAAUAACUUACCGAAGUUGCCAGGUUCGAUGCUUCGAGCUGUACAUCAUAGCAUUGCUGGUGUUAUGGUGCCUUGGCUGUAUAUUGGAAUGCUAUUCUCUUCAUUCUGCUGGCAUUUUGAAGACCACUGCUUUUACUCCAUGAAUUAUCUUCACUGGGGAGAGCCGAAAUGUUGGUAUAGUGUUCCUGGAAAUGAAGCCCAAGCUUUUGAGAAGGUAAUGCGUAAUAGCCUUCCCGAUCUGUUUGAUGCGCAACCAGAUCUGCUAUUUCAGCUUGUAACCAUGCUGAAUCCACGCGUGUUGCAAGAAAAUGGGGUUCCUGUUUAUAAUGUAGUACAGGAGCCUGGGGACUUCAUUAUUACCUUUCCCAGAUCGUAUCACGGAGGCUUCAACUUCGGCUUAAAUUGUGCUGAGGCUGUCAAUUUUGCCCCUGCCGACUGGUUACCUCAUGGUGGAUUUGGAGCAGAUCUUUACCAGCUUUAUCGCAAACCUGCUGUUUUGUCUCAUGAAGAACUGCUCUGUGCAGUAGCGAGGAGCGAAUUUGACAGCAAGGCAGCACCUUACUUAAAAACAGAACUGGCCAGGGUCUAUUCUAGAGAAAAGUCUUGGAGAGAGCGGCUUUGGAAAAAUGGCAUUGUUAAUUCUUCUGCCAUGCCACCUCGUCUGAAGCCUGAAUAUGUGGGCACGGAGGAGGAUCCUACAUGCAUCAUAUGCCAGCAAUAUUUGUAUCUUUCUGCUGUAGUAUGCAGCUGUGCACCAUCAUCUUUUGUUUGUCUUGAGCACUGGGAACAUUUGUGUGAAUGUAAGCCACAAAAGCGUCGACUCCUUUAUCGUCAUACGCUGGCUGAAUUGAAUGAUUGGGUGCUUACUACUGAUAAGGGUAAUCAUGAAGAGGCUGCAAAAAACUUCAGAAAGCAACUUCUAUCUUCCAACGAUCCACCUGCUUUGUCAAAAAAGGUAAAAGGUGGAUGUAUCACACACGUGCAGCUUGCUGAAAAAUGGCUGAUGAAGUUCAGUAAGCUUUUCCAGGAUCCUUAUUCUUCAGAUGCUUAUCAUCGUGCAUUGAAGGAAGCCGAACAGUUUAUGUGGGCUGGUCAUGAAAUGGAUCCAGUAAGAGAGUUGGUGAAGAAGUUGAUUGAAGCUCAGAGUUGGGCUCAAAAUGUUGAGGACUGUCUCUCUAAAGUAAAAUCUUGGAUGUCUGAUCGCAGUAGUGAUGUAAUGAAGGUGCAGAUGGAAGUUGUUAACAGUUUGCUCAGUUUAAACCCUGUACCCUGUAAUGAACCUGCACAUCUCAGAUUGAAGGAUUUCCAGAAAGAAGCGAGCCAGCUGACUCUGGAGAUUGAUUCUGUUCUUUCAUCAUGCUCAAAUAUUCUUGUAUCUGAUUUGGAGGCCUUGUACUCCAAGACUGUAGAUUGCCCCAUCUACAUCGAAAAAUGUGAAGAAUUGUUGAACAAGUUGUCGGCAGUUAAGGCUUGGGCUGAAAGAGUAAGAAAAUGCUUGUCUGAGACUUCUGCAAGAGUUGAGGCAGAUAUUGUCUACAAAUUAGAGAAGGAGAGUUUAAGCCUUCAAGUGCAACUUCCUGAAGGUGAAAUGCUCCUAGAUUUAGUUAGACAAGUUGAAUGUUGUCAAUCUCAGUGCCGUGAGAUGUUGGAAGGUUCUCUCAGUCUCAAGGAACUUGAAUUGCUUCUCAACAAAUGGGAUGGUUUGGCGGUUAAUAUUACAGAGCUUGAACUUCUAAGACAAUAUCAUAAAGAUGCUGUGUCUUGGAUAGCGCGUGCUAAUCAUGCUCUAUUGGGCAUCAGCGAUAGGGAGGAUCAAGAAACUGUAUUUGACGAGUUAACUUGCCUUCUAAAGGAUGCGUCGUUGCUUAGAGUUAAAGUGGAGGAGGUGCCUUGUUUGGAUGUUGAGCUAAAGAAGGCUGGUUGUAGGGUAAAAGCUCUGAAGGCACUUCGUUGCAAAAUGUCCAUGGAUUAUAUUGAGCAGCUGUUGAUGGAGGCUAGCAUAUUGCAGAUUGAGAAAGAGAAGUUGUUUGCUGAUGUUUCUGAGGUAAAAGCGAAUGCUGUAGCUUGGGAGGAAAGUGCCAGGCGCGUCCUUGUAAGCAAGGAACACAUAUCUGAAUUUGAGGAUGUUAUAAGGGCUUCCGAGGAGAUAUUUGUGAUUCUUCCUUCACUUGACGAAGUCAAGGAUGCGGUAUCAAUUGCGAAGUCUUGGUUAUCUAGGUCACAGCCCUUUUUAUCACGUGACUCCAUGGCACUUGGUUCAAGUCCUCUUGAAGUAGAGACUUUGAAGGAAUUGGUAUCAGACUCUAAGCUUUUGAAGCUAUCUUUGAGAGAACAACUGAUGAUUCAAUCAUUGCUUGAUACUUGCACCAGGUGGGAGCAGGAUGCCUGCUCUGUGUUGUAUGAUACAGAGUGUCUGUUGAAUGUCGAAAAUAUAGGUGAUGAAAUAUUGACCAGACAUGGCAAAAUUGAAAAGCAAAUACAAGCCAUAGACUCGGUUGUAGAAGCAGGUCAAGGUCUUGGUUUCAAGUUUGAUUUGGUUCCUAAACUUCAAGAUGCUUGUUAUACACUUCGUUGGUGCUUUAAGGCUCUAUCUUUUGCUACUGCAAUUCCAACACUUGAGGAAGUCGAGACAAAUGUGGAAAUUGCAAGCCACCUUCCUAUGGUGUAUACCACUUGCAAUUUGUGUAGUGCCUUAAUUGAUUGGGUAAAUUGGCUUAAGAGAGCUUUGGAAGUCUCCAUCCAAUCUACUCGUAGAAGAUCAAAUUUAAGUGAUGCUGAAGAAGUUCUCAUGCAGUAUCAGCUGCAGAACAUUCAUGUCUCAUCUCCUGUAAUGAUCAGUCAGCUUGAGACGGCUAUCGAGAAACACAUGUCAUGGGUGGAUCACGUGCAUUUAUUUUUCGCCCUCAACUUUAGGGAUCGAUCGUGGGAUCUAUUACUGCAGCUUAAGGAACAAGGGAGUAAUGAUGCCUUCAGUUGCACAGAACUAGAUAUGGUUUUCUCUGAGGUUCACACGAUAGAGGAGUGGAAGUGCCGUUGUAUGGGAGUCUUACAGGCUUCAGUUGAAGACGCUGACUUGCUUAGUGCGCUUCUACAGACUGAAAACUCACUUGAGAGAUCAAUCAGUAUUUGUGAGAAAUCUAAUCACUCCCAUAGCUUAUGUAUAUGCUGCUCACUUGAUGGUGCGAACCAGAAGCUUUUAACGUGUUCUACUUGCAAGGACUGCUUCCACUUGCAGUGCAUUGGAUUCUCAACCGGGGGCGCCAACGAUUCAGAAGUUUUUGUUUGCCCUUAUUGUCAAUUUAUGAACAGUGGAAAAAUAUCAAGAAAUGGAAGUGAUCCUCUGAAUAUUGGACGGAAGAAUCUCAAGUUGCACAAGCUGGUUGAGCUCUUAUCAGAUGCUGAAGAUCUAUGUUUAUGGAUUCAGGAAAGAGCUGUACUUCAUCAAAUUGCUCAGAAAGCUCUUGAUUUCAAAGCUCGGAUAGAAGAGAUUGUCGAGUUUGUUUUAGCUUAUCCAGAUAAAGACCUUAGCAUAAUUGCUAAAGAGUUCUGUGUUGCUUUGAAGGCUGUACAUGUUGUUGGUGCAUAUGAUUGCGAGGCAAACAGCAAACUUGAGUUGGCAUUAGCAAGAACUUCUUGGAAAAUCAGAGCUCAGAGAUUAUUAGACGGUUCUCAAAAACCCUCGAUUCAAGUGCUUCAACGGCAUUUAAAGGAGGGACUAGCUGUCGGCGUUCCUUCAGAAGAUUAUUUUAGACAGAGGCUGGCAGAAGCGAAGCACAUAGGUUUGCAGUGGGCCGAUAUGGCAAAGAGGGUUUCAACAGAUGGGGGCGCGCUUGGAUUGGAUAAGGUCUUUGAGAUCAUUACCGAGGGUGAAAAUUUACCUGUAUCGUGUGAAAAGGAGCUUAAGUUGCUAAGGGAUCGAAGUAUGCUUUAUUGCAUUUGUCGGAGACCCUAUGAUCAGAGACCGAUGAUCGCUUGUGAUAAAUGCGAUGAAUGGUAUCAUUUUGAUUGUAUCAAGUUAUCCUCACUGCCUAAGAUCUACAUCUGCCCUGCAUGUUGCAUGGAAGGUGAGGAUUUUGCAUCAAUAUCAGCAAGCGGCGAAGAGAAGGUUGUUGCUGGCAAACACGAGGUACCUCAAACGCCUUCUCCGCGACACAGAGAAGGAAGAAGGAAAUCAAGAAAACACAAAUGGGAGAGAGUGGUAGCUGUGGAUGUAUCAAGAAGUUGUAGUAACAUUGAACAUCUGUUUUGGAAAAAUAGGAAACCAUAUAGACGAGCAGCUCGUAGGCGAGAACAUUUUGAAAGCUUGUCUCCUUUCAUUUUUGUACAAAAUACUUGAUUAUGUGUAGAUACUCUUUUCCCUCUAUUUUAUUUAUUCAAAUUGAUUCUCAAUUA